GGCAGCGAGAAGCCGCAGCAACCAAGGAAGCAGCUUUGCUUCCUGGCUCAACCGCCGUUGCCCUGGGAAAGCCUCUGGCUCCCUGCGUGAGCGGGGCGAAGCGGAGGCUGGGGUGGCGGGAGGCCGGCGGGGCCGGGGCGGGAGGCGAAGACUCAUGAAAUGGCCACAGAUGAUAAGCGUUCCCCAACCCUGGACUCUGCUAGUGACCUGCCUCGCUCUCCCACCAGUCCUUCUCACCUCACCCACUUUAAACCUUUGACUCCUGAGCAGGAUGAACCCCCUUUUAAGUCAGCGUAUAGUUCUUUUGUAAAUCUUUUUCGUUUUAACAAAGAGAGAGAAGGGGGCCAAGGAGAGCAGCAGUCUCCGAGUGGAAGUUGGUCCAGCCCUCAGCUCCCUGCAAGGACACAAUCUGUAAGGUCGCCUGUACCUUAUAAAAAGCAGCUUAAUGAGGAACUCCAACGGCGUGCUUCUGUAUUAGAGAACACCUUGCCCCAUACCCAGGAGAGCACAGACACUAGAAGGAAAGCAGAACCUACCUUUGGAGGUCAUGACCCUCGUACGGCUGUUCAGCUUCGAAGCCUCAGCACAGUAUUGAAACGCCUCAAGGAAAUCAUGGAAGGGAAAAGCCAGGAUAGUGACCUGAAGCAGUACUGGAUGCCAGAUAGCCAAUGUAAAGAGUGCUAUGACUGCAGUGAAAAAUUUACAACCUUUAGGCGCAGACACCAUUGCCGACUGUGCGGGCAGAUUUUCUGCAGUCGUUGUUGUAAUCAAGAAAUCCCUGGAAAGUUUAUGGGCUAUACAGGAGACCUCCGAGCUUGCACAUACUGUAGAAAAAUAGCCUUAAGUUAUGCUCAUUCCACAGACAGUAAUUCCAUUGGGGAGGAUUUAAAUGCUCUUUCAGAUUCUGCUUGCUCUGUGUCUGUACUUGAUCCAAGCGAACCCAGGACACCUGUUGGGAGUAGAAAAGCCAGCCGUAACAUAUUCUUAGAGGAUGAUUUAGCCUGGCAAAGUUUGAUUCAUCCAGACUCCUCAAAUACUGCUCUUUCAACAAGACUUGUAUCUGUUCAAGAGGAUGCUGGGAAGUCUCCUGCUCGAAACAGAUCAGCCAGCAUUACUAAUUUGUCCCUGGAUCGAUCUGGUUCUCCUAUGGUACCUUCAUAUGAGACAUCUGUCAGUCCGCAGGCUAACCGAACAUAUGUUAGGACAGAGACCACAGAGGAUGAACGCAAAAUUCUUCUGGACAGUGUUCAAUUAAAGGAUCUUUGGAAGAAAAUCUGCCAUCACAGCAGUGGAAUGGAAUUUCAGGAUCAUCGUUACUGGUUGAGAACACAUCCCAACUGCAUUGUAGGAAAGGAAUUAGUGAAUUGGCUAAUCCGAAAUGGACACAUUGCUACAAGGGCACAGGCUAUAGCAAUUGGACAAGCAAUGGUUGAUGGACGUUGGCUGGAUUGUGUUAGUCAUCAUGACCAGCUUUUCAGGGAUGAGUAUGCACUGUACAGACCACUACAGAGUACAGAAUUUUCUGAGACUCCUUCUCCGGACAGUGACUCGGUGAACUCUGUGGAAGGACACUCUGAGCCAUCCUGGUUCAAAGACAUAAAAUUUGAUGAUAGCGACACAGAACAGAUUGUUGAAGAAGGUGACGAUAAUUUGGCUAAUUCUGCCAGUCCUAGCAAGCGCACCUCAGUCAGCAGUUUCCAGUCCACAGUGGACAGUGACUCAGCCGCUUCUAUCAGCCUGAACGUGGAGCUGGACAACGUGAACUUCCAUAUCAAGAAGCCCUCCAAGUACCCACAUGUGCCCCCUCACCCUGCUGACCAAAAAGAGUACUUGAUUUCUGACACUGGAGGACAACAGCUCUCAAUCAGUGAUGCCUUCAUCAAAGAGUCCUUAUUUAAUCGUCGAGUAGAGGAAAAGUCCAAAGAACUGCCUUUCACCCCUUUGGGCUGGCAUCAUAACAACCUGGAGCUCCUGCGGGAGGAGAAUGGGGAGAAGCAGGCAAUGGAGAGGUUGCUUUCAGCUAAUCAUAAUCACAUGAUGGCACUACUCCAGCAGUUGCUUCAUGGUGACUCAUUGUCACCAUCUUGGAGGGACAUCAUUGUGUCACUGGUCUGCCAGGUUGUUCAGACAGUCCGACCUGAUGUCAAGCACCAGGAUGAUGACAUGGAUAUUCGUCAGUUUGUUCACAUAAAGAAGAUCCCAGGUGGAAAGAAGUUCGAUUCUGUGGUUGUUAAUGGCUUUGUUUGUACCAAGAACAUUGCACAUAAAAAGAUGAAUUCUUGUAUUAAAAACCCCAAAAUCCUUCUGUUGAAGUGUUCCAUUGAGUAUCUCUAUAGAGAAGAAACUAAGUUUACUUGCAUUGAUCCUAUUGUGCUUCAGGAAAGGGAAUUCUUGAAGAAUUAUGUUCAACGAAUAGUUGAUGUUCGACCCACAUUGGUUCUAGUUGAGAAAACAGUGUCUCGGAUUGCCCAGGACAUGUUACUGGAACAUGGCAUUACUCUGGUCAUUAAUGUAAAGUCACAAGUUUUAGAACGAAUCAGUCGGAUGACCCAGGGUGAUUUAGUGGUGUCUAUGGACCAGCUGCUCACAAAACCACGCCUGGGCACUUGUCACAAAUUUUAUAUGCAGAUAUUUCAGCUUCCUAAUGAACAAACCAAAACACUGAUGUUUUUUGAAGGCUGUCCACAACACCUAGGCUGUACAAUUAAGCUCAGAGGAGGCUCUGAUUAUGAACUGGCUCGAGUUAAGGAGAUCCUAAUAUUUAUGAUCUGUGUAGCUUAUCAUUCUCAAUUAGAAAUUUCCUUUCUCAUGGAUGAGUUUGCUAUGCCUCCCACAUUAAUGCAAAGCCCUUCAUUCCAUUCUCUGAUUGAGGGGCGAGGAGAAGAGGGAGCUGCUCAGGAGCAGUACAGUGGUAGCUCCCUUCCUCAGGAUCCAGAGUGCCCUCCUGAGUCUUUGUCUUCUGAUGAUAGUACUUUGCUGGAAUCAAGGAUUGUGUUUGAGAAGAGUGAGCAGGAAAAUAAAAGUGCUCCACAGACAGUUGCCUCUUUGAAGCAAGAGCAUGCCACACCAACUUGCCCAGCAGGAAUCCCCUGUGCUUUCUUUGCAUUCGUACCAGAAUCAUUGUUAUCCCUCCAUGUGGACCAACAGGAUGCUGUAGUCAAUGAACAGCCAGAGACUUUGCAGCAAACAGAUGAACAACAGGAUUCCAAAAUCCAGAUGAGAGCCUUCAGAGACCCUUUACAGGAUGAUACUGGAAUGUAUGUUACUGAGGAAGUCAUACCCUCUGAAGAUAAACGAAAGACUUACUCCUUGGCAUUUAAACAGGAAUUAAAAGAUGUGAUCCUCUGUAUCUCUCCAGUCAUCACAUUCCGAGAACCUUUCCUUUUAACUGAAAAGGGGAUGAGGUGCUCAACUCGAGAUUAUUUUCCAGAGCAGAUUUACUGGUCUCCUCUUCUCAAUAAAGAGAUGAAAGAAAUGGAGAGCAGGAGGAAGAAACAGCUGCUCAGGGAUCUUUCUGGACUUCAGGGCAUGAAUGGAAGUGUUCAGGCCAAGUCUAUUCAAGUCUUGCCCUCACAUGAACUAGUGAGCACUAGGAUUGCUGAGCAUCUGGGUGAUAGCCAGAGCUUAGGUAGAAUGCUGGCUGAUUAUCGAGCUAGAGGAGGAAGAAUUCAGUCAAAACAUUUAGACCCUUUUGCGCACUCAAAGGAUGAAUCAUGUACAUCGGGUGGUAAAUCAGGAAACAAAACUGAAGGUGAUGAGGAGAAGGGAUUGAUUCCAAGUGAUGCAGUAUGGUCAUCAAAGGUGGACUGUCUGAAUCCUGCUAACCACCAGAGACUCUGCGUGCUCUUCAGCAGCUCAUCUGCCCAAUCCAGCAAUGCUCCUAGUGCUUGUGUUAGUCCAUGGAUUGUAACAAUGGAAUUUUAUGGAAAGAAUGAUCUUACAUUAGGAAUAUUUUUAGAAAGAUACUGUUUCAGGUCUUCUUACCAGUGUCCUAGUAUGUUCUGUGAUACCCCUAUGGUGCAUCACAUUCGACGCUUUGUCCAUGGCCAAGGCUGUGUGCAGAUAAUCCUGAAGGAGUUGGAUUCCCCAGUACCUGGAUAUCAACAUACGAUUCUCACAUACUCCUGGUGCAGAAUCUGCAAACAAGUAACACCAGUUGUUGCUCUUUCCAAUGAAUCUUGGUCUAUGUCAUUUGCAAAGUACCUUGAACUUCGGUUUUAUGGGCACCAGUAUACACGUAGAGCCAAUGCUGAGCCAUGUGGCCACUCUAUCCACCAUGAUUAUCACCAGUAUUUCUCCUAUAACCAGAUGGUGGCAUCUUUCAGUUAUACUCCUAUUCGACUUCUGGAAGUAUGUGUACCACUCCCCAAAAUAUUCAUUAAACGUCAAGCCCCAUUAAAAGUGUCUCUUCUUCAGGAUCUCAAGGACUUUUUUCAGAAAGUUUCACAGGUAUACCUAGCUGUUGAUGAAAGACUUGCAUCUCUGAAAACUGAUACAUUUAGCAAAACAAGAGAGGAAAAAAUGGAAGAUAUCUUUGCACAAAAGGAGAUGGAAGAAGGUGAGUUCAAGAACUGGAUUGAAAAGAUGCAGGCAAGACUCAUGUCUUCCUCUGUAGAUACCCCUCAGCAACUGCAGUCGGUCUUUGAGUCACUCAUUGCCAAGAAACAAAGUCUCUGUGAAGUGUUACAAGCUUGGAAUAACAGGUUGCAGGACCUUUUCCAGCAGGAAAAAGGUAGAAAGAGGCCUUCAGUUCCUCCAAGUCCUGGAAGACUAAGACAAGGGGAAGAAAGCAAGAUAAGUGCAAUGGACACAUCUCCAAGGAAUAUUUCUCCAGGACUUCAAAAUGGAGAAAAAGAGGAUCGCUUCUUGACAACCCUGUCCAGCCAAAGCUCCACUAGCUCCACCCAUCUCCAGCUGCCUACUCCUCCAGAGGCCCUGGCUGAGCAGGCAAUGGGAGGGCCCCCUGACCUAGAUACAGCCAGUGGUUCUGAAGAUGUGUUUGAUGGACAUUUGCUCGGAUCCACAGACAGCCAGGUGAAGGAAAAGUCAACUAUGAAAGCCAUCUUUGCUAAUUUGCUUCCAGGAAACAGCUAUAAUCCUAUUCCAUUUCCUUUUGAUCCAGAUAAACACUAUUUAAUGUAUGAACACGAACGGGUGCCCAUUGCAGUCUGUGAGAAAGAACCCAGCUCCAUCAUUGCUUUUGCCCUCAGUUGUAAAGAAUACCGAAAUGCCUUAGAGGAAUUGUCUAAAGCAACUCUGUGGAACAGUGCUGAAGAAGGGCUUCCAACAAAUAGUACGUUAGAUAACAGACCAAAGAGUAGCAGCCCUAUUAGAUUACCUGAAAUCAGUGGAGGACAGACAACCCGCAUAGCAGAAGCAGAACCUCAGCCAACCAAAAAAGCUUCUGGAAUGUUGUCCUUCUUCAGAGGAACAGCAGGAAAAAGCCCUGAUCUCUCUUCUCAGAAGAGAGAAACCUUACGUGGUGCAGAUAGUGCUUACUAUCAGGUUGGGCAGAUCGGCAAGGAAGGGAUAGAGAAUCAAGGUAUUGAACCACAAGAUGAGAUAGACGGAGGAGAUACACAAAAGAAACAGCUCACAAAUCCUCAUGUGGAACUUCAAUUUUCCGAUGCUAAUGCCAAGUUUUACUGUCGGCUAUACUAUGCGGGAGAAUUUCAUAAGAUGCGUGAAGUGAUUCUAGGCAGCAGUGAAGAAGAUUUCAUUCGUUCCCUUUCCCAUUCAUCACCCUGGCAGGCCCGAGGAGGCAAAUCAGGAGCUGCCUUCUAUGCCACUGAAGAUGAUAGAUUCAUUUUGAAGCAAAUGCCACGUCUGGAAGUCCAGUCCUUCCUCGAUUUUGCACCACACUACUUCAGUUAUAUUACGAAUGCUGUCCAACAAAAGAGGCCCACAGCUUUGGCCAAAAUUCUUGGAGUUUACCGAAUUGGUUAUAAGAAUUCUCAGAAUAACACUGAGAAGAAGUUAGAUCUCCUUGUCAUGGAAAACCUUUUCUAUGGGAGAAAGAUGGCACAGGUUUUUGAUUUGAAGGGCUCACUUAGGAAUCGAAAUGUAAAAACUGACACUGGGAAAGAGAGUUGUGAUGUGGUCCUGCUGGAUGAAAACCUUCUCAAGAUGGUUCGAGACAACCCUCUGUACAUUCGUUCCCAUUCCAAAUCUGUUCUGAGAACCUCCAUCCAUAGUGAUGCCCAUUUCCUUUCUAGCCACCUCAUCAUAGAUUAUUCUUUGCUAGUUGGGCGAGAUGAUACUAGCAAUGAGCUGGUAGUUGGAAUCAUUGAUUAUAUUCGAACAUUUACAUGGGACAAAAAACUCGAGAUGGUUGUGAAGUCAACAGGAAUUUUAGGAGGACAAGGUAAAAUGCCAACAGUGGUCUCUCCAGAGCUGUAUAGGACUAGGUUUUGUGAAGCAAUGGAUAAGUAUUUCCUGAUGGUACCAGACCACUGGACAGGGUUGGAUCUGAAUUGUUGAAAUCAAGCGCAGAAUUUGAAAUGGACUGUGGAUGAAAGGGGUUGGAGCAAGAGCCAAAAAUAUGUGACCUAUUUCAUUUCUUCCUCACAUUUACCACUGGACACAAAGACCUUUCAGUUUUGUGACUCUUUAGACUAUAACUGCAGGGUAAAAGCUCCAUGGAUUUGCACUUUGUUUUUGAUACUUGCAAAUUAGCUACCUGCAAAUUGGAAAUUGCAUAAAGCUAAAUACAGGUUCUUUUCACAGGACUAAAAUUAGAGAUAAGUAGAUAGGGUAAAAAACUGAGUUGUCUGUCUACUGACUUAAUUGCUUAAAGAAGGAGGCACUGUCUGAUAGAUUGUGAUUACCCUGGUAUCACAUUUGACAUGUUCUUUACUGAGAAAGUAUUUGCAGAGCUGCUUGGUUUGUUUUGUCUUUCAUAUGUAGUAACUUAAUGUAUGUGAUUAUACUUUCUGAAACAUUUAGAAAAAUUUUGAUUUAUUCCAUUAAUGGCCAAUUAAGCAGAUUUGUGCUUGCUUUAUUGAGAAAUUUGAAUUAAAUUGGAAUCUUGCCAUAUUCUUUAUCCUCGCAGCUUAUCUUGUUUUUAAGUACACUUCAUGUUUUAACAUUCUGCUUUCUCUAUGGGUGAAAAGCAUCUAUAACCAUUAACUUUAAAUCUUUUUUAGAACAUUUUAAGCAGCUUGUUUAAAACUUUUGUGGAAUAUGCCAAACAGCACUUAUAUGUUCAUAUUCUAGCUUUUCUCUCAUUUUUAGGGAAACGUAGUAAGCAGUAAAAGAAUCUGCAAUCACUGAAUCCCUAAAUGAAAAAUUAAGAAUGAAGGAUGUUUUAUGGUAAAAAAAAAAAAUAGAUUAGACACAAUCUAAGAAAAUGGAUGAGAAGAAAAAAAUUGUUUUUAUAGUGCCAAAGUGUUUUUCAACACAACUAGCAGCCUAAGUGGUAUCUAUGAGAUUAAAAGCUUUCAGUGUGGAUAUUCUCAUUUUUCAGUUUUUAUACACACUGGCCGGUUCUAUUGAGAAAUGCUAAGCAAUAGUUAUUAUUCAAUAGUUAAGGAACUUUUUGUUUACUAGUUAGCAGUUUUGUUUAUCCCUUUAAAAGUGACCAGAAGUACAGAAUUUUGAACAACCACUGAAACCCCAGAAUACCAGAAUAUUUCCUCUUGGCUGCUCUCUGUAACAAGGAUAUUUGGACAUUAAUCAAGUUUUAAGUAUCCAUUUUCAGACUUUCUAUAAUAGCACAUUAAUAUUCUCAGGAAAAAAAGCUGGAUGCUUUCAGUUACAGAGAAUGUAAUAUACACCCGAGCUAGGGGCAUUUUGGCAAGUUUGCUUUAUCAAAAGAAGGCAGUGGUUUGGUAUUUGGUGACUGUUAAAAGCAUGACUAAUUUUGAACUGUUAACAAGUUGAACAUGGGCUUAUCUGCCUGAUCCUAUGCCCUGCCUGCUUUAAUUGCACCUGUGCCUUGUGAAGGUACAUCAAACACCAAGGAGUUCAGUUUUGAUAUUAAAGACUAGUAAAGCUGUUGUGCAGAGGUAAAAACUGUGAACUUUUUUGCAUCAGAAACAAAGGACUCUGUUGGAUCAGAAAUGCCAGUGCUGUUUGUUAUGUAUCCUGUACAUUUCCCAUAAGGACUGGAAAGGGGUCUCUCCCUAGCUUUGAUCAGACUGCCUCUGUUUUCUUUUUAGUUUCAGUACACGGUGUGUAGCGGGGAUGCUCCAUGGGAGUAGCUCCUGACAGUAAUGUGGCAUGUCUGUCUUCUGCCUCUGACUUGAAAAGUCAUUUUGUUUUUAAAGUACUGCUGCCUCUGGUAUUUUUGUGGCUAAGCAUUCCAAAGCAAAAGUUACUGCUGUGAAAGAUUCAUCUGUCCUUUUUAGAGUUAAUGUCUGGGCUGCCUUAUGAAAGGGGACUACACAGUUUAACUCUUUGUUAUGAGUAGUACAGCUGACUCCUUGCUGCUUCUAUUUAGGCCAUGGCAGUAUACAUACAGUGCUUGAAGUACAGUGUGUCCAAUCAGUUUUCCUCUUGAAGUCCCUUUCACAACCUAGAGAAUAGUAACACUGGAAAGUUCUAAAUGAGGAAGAAAACUCGUGCUUAGAAAUCCCUCUUUAGAAUAUAUAUGAAUCCCCAAAAUAAUUGAUAGCGACAUGAGAAAAUUUUGACAUCUUGCUUUGUGUAAAAAAUCUUAUUCAUAAAUGUGAAGCUUUUUGAUAACAUCAAAAUUUGUUUAAAAAAUAGAAAAGAUUCACUUUUUUUCUCAUAUCUUAGCCUAAGGAAAACAAGAGAAAUAAGCUAUUGUAAGGCCUUUUUGUAGUCUGUUGAGCACUUUAUAGAUUUAAAAGUUUCCUACAGAAACUUUGGUUUUCUAGCUUUUGCUUCUAUUGAGUAUUGUAAGUAGUGGGGUUGCUCAUAUUGGCAUUAGCUUGUGCGAUGCCUUGUUGACCAUCAGCCUCUUGGCAUUUUAGCCAUUUGCAGUGGGCUUCUGUGAAAGUGCUAAGGAAAGGAAUCUGCCUGUGGAAAGUUAGCUUCCUUUAAAGUGUGAAAACUGUGAGUGAGUCUGGCAAUCAAUCUGAUCAGGACAUUGAUUCUUCCUAAGUGUUAACAUACUGACUGAUGCAGUAUUAAAACCGUCUAGUGCAAUGCCUUUUUUUGUUUGUUUGUUUUUGUAAUAGGGGUACAGUGUAUUAUAGAAAAAAAAUUAUAAUGAACAGUUUUGUUAAUACUGCUUUGUCAAUUUUGUAAAAAAAAUGUAUAUAUGUCUUUUAACAGGUUGGAUUUUAAACUAUAGAAAUAACAUUGUAAACCACAAUAGCCUCCUAAUUUAAUAUGAAAAACUCAAUAUUGAAAGUACUUAAUGUAUUAUAAUGUAUAUAUUUCUCUACUUUGGUUCCAGCUGUUUUAUAUGAUUGACAUGUUAUUUAAAAGAUAACUACCCUAAACUUUUAGAGGCUUGUACUGUAAAUAAAGGGGACUUAAAAUAAACUGGAAUUUACUUA
Molecule: messenger RNA, 9467 nt
Organism: Nannospalax galili (Upper Galilee mountains blind mole rat)
Lineage: Eukaryota; Metazoa; Chordata; Mammalia; Rodentia; Spalacidae
Gene: Pikfyve
Product: phosphoinositide kinase, FYVE-type zinc finger containing
Exons: 43
Coding region: 160-6480 (2106 amino acids)
Biological process (GO): intracellular signal transduction; phosphatidylinositol metabolic process
Molecular function (GO): ATP binding; metal ion binding; 1-phosphatidylinositol-3-phosphate 5-kinase activity
Source: RefSeq, a predicted model, not a curated record